This is a messenger RNA of Colletotrichum abscissum, 2115 nucleotides long. RefSeq lists its product as uncharacterized. Lineage: Eukaryota; Fungi; Ascomycota; Sordariomycetes; Glomerellales; Glomerellaceae. The transcript is spliced from 2 exons. The record is from RefSeq and is a predicted model, not a curated record. The coding region runs from base 1 to 2115 and encodes 704 amino acids.
AUGGCGCCCCCGAAAGCCGCCCAGCUACAAAAGGGUCGCGAUUUCGACUUGGCCAAGCCCUUUGACAAAGAUACUCGAAGGAUCUUGCAAAAGACCGCCGCCGACCUCAUGCGCAAGAGAGGCAAAAUCAACAGCAAGAUGACGAUGGCAUUGGAGCGUCCCACUCAGUCCAGCGAUGUCCAGGAUCAGCAAGACUUUCUACUUCAGCUCUCACUCCGCGAGAAGGCCAAAGAGAAAAAGUUCAUCCGCCGCCAGACCAAAGUCCUGGAAGGAAGACAGAAGAUGCUGGACAUGGAUCCUUCGGACGCUAGAGAGAGGGAUGUCGACCUACUCAAAAGCCUUCUGUCGAAAUUGAGAGACGAAUCCAGCACCUCAAGCGAGGGACUUAAGCACAAAUCAAAGAAUGGCGAUGUUUCUUCCGUUGAGUGGGACACUGAAGAUUCGGAAGACGACAAUGACGAUUACCACAGCGCUCUCGAGAAUGAUCUUAGUGCCAGUCCUCUUAAGGACAAGGAUGUCGCGGUGAUUGGCAGUACUAAGAAGGAGAAGCGAAAGCGUGACGAUGAUACACCUCAAUCCUCCAAGAAGUGGAAGAACGGUCAUUUCGACAAGGAUAACCAGCUACAGGGAGAAAAGGCUCAGCACGACGGUGACAGCAAGCGCAAGAAGAAGCACAAAAAGUCCAAGAACAUCUCACUCAAUGAGAUGAGUACCGAGGACCAACACGAUAUCCCGAAGGCCAAUUCACAUAGCAUUACAACUAAUGACGUCGAGCAUGCCGAGGACACCGGUUCUGGUACUGAUGUCGCAAAGGGACUGAAAAAGACGAAGAAGAAGAAGUCCUCCAAGUCCAAGUCCAAGUCCAAGUCGGCCACAGCUCAUCCCAUUGAGCACGGAAACGAAGCUGAUUUUAGCGAGGUUUCACCUGUUCACCAGAAGGCCGAGGGCCAGAAGAACGCGUCUGCGUCUACUGCCGAGGUGAAGGGAAAGGAGCUUAAGAAGAAGCACAAGAAGUCUCGUUCCAGUGCUCUCGCUGAUGUCGAUAAAGAGGAGCAGGAGCACGGUUCUGAGGCUGUCCCCACCCCUGAAGUAUUCGAGAGGAAGGACACGCCUGUUCUCGUUCACGAGGCGAAGAACGGCAAGAAAAAGAAGAAGCAGAAGAAGACUAAGCAUGCAGAGUUUUCCCAUGCUGUCACAGUUAUCGACGAUGUCAAUGAACACGAGCACCUGAGUGUGGCUGAAGCCAGCCCUGGAGGUGAGGACGCCAAGGAUGGCGAGGUAUUCCAGAAAUACAAGAAACCCAAGAAGGUAGGACACGUCUCGGACAAUGUUGUCGCCAAGGACGACAAAGCCAAUACUGAGCGAGACACACUGGUUCAUAAUGCAAAGGUCGAUGAGCCCACGACCAUCGAGGGAAAGAAGAGAAAGAAACUGCGAAGCACGUCGCUCUCAAUCGCCGAGAAGGAUGAACAGUCCGCCUCGCCAGACAAGAUUAAGGAUUCCAAGACCUCCGUCGACGGCCCACAGAAGGCGAUGUCGUCCCCCAGCACAGCGUUGAAAGGACCUACUCGCAUCCCUAUUCCAGCCACCCCGGACAAUCGCGGAUCUUUCAUCCGCACAGCUGGCCGUACGCCCUUUAACCCCUUCUUGAACUUGAAGCCGCACAGCGUUCAGCAUCCUGCGCCUAGCUUCGUUCCUGAGAAGUCGCCGAAAUCUCCUGACGGCCAGGUCUGGGUUCUUGACACCACUGGAUCGCGCAAGCAGAACAAGAAUCAUGAGGACGACGCGAAGAGCGUGACCAUGACCAUUGGUAAAGUUGACACUCCACACAAGUUCGAUCAGGGUUCCCCGACGCCCCCUCCCAAGAAGGAGCAGAAGAAGCGAGGACGACCCAAGAAGGUCAAGGAGCCUCUUGCCCCUGUGAGCCCUCACCGUGCGGGCUCCUCUGCCAAGGCAACAACCCCACGUGCCCGUGCCAGCAGCGACCUUGCUGCGCUUUUGGGCAGCCCUAAGCGAGCCAAGAAGCUCCAGAAGGUGCUCAAGGAGGAUAAGGCAAUGCUCGAGCAAGAGAAAAAGAGCUGGUACAAGGCAGUGGGCUUGGAUUACGAGGGCUAA